AUGACCAAGUUAGACAUCGAAGAAGAAAUCGAACUGUGCCAUUAUCAUUUCAAACUGCCGGAACACAGUUUCAUUUUCUUUGGAUUCUGGAGUGUAUUCAUCAUUAUCAUUGUUCUCAUGACACAAUUCAGUUCGUACUCGGAACCAAUCAUUCCGUGGGUUCGUCUCAAUUCAUCUAAUUUCAAUGAUUUGCGAUAAUUUCAGGACAAUUGUGAUUUGAAUACAACUUGGGAACCUGUAAUGCGAACGUUUAUCAACAAGGAGCAGUACAAAAGUGAAAUGAGAAAGUGAGUGAGCUUCAGUUUCAACUCUGAAAGCUCUAGAGUUUUGUAGGAUUGUAAAGUUUCGAGAGAAGAACAACAUGUAUCGGAAGAAUAAUUAUUCGAGAAUUGAGUACGGAACGACAGAAUUGUCCUACUGUAAAGUGUGCAGCCAAGUUAUGAAAUGCAGUUUGAAAGUGUCAAACUUCAGACUGAGGGCGAUGUGAGCUGUGACUGGGUUGCGAAACGAGCGGAAGUGACGAUGCCGGAAGGAAUACUGGUAGCUCUCCGAACGGGUUAUCCGUUAAUUCUGUCAGUUUCAGGUCAAAUCAAUCACAAGGACUAUUGAGCUAGAUCCCUAUUUCUCUUCGGGGCUACGGUUUCUGGUGAUGGAGUGCAUGAGUUUCCGAAUGGUAAAUUUGAUUCAAAAAGUGAGAAGAACAAGGAGAAUAUGCUCAGACUUUGGCACUAAUUCGUACAGCAGAUGUGCUCACCAGCACGAGAAUUCCACUUCCUCGUUUCGUGCAAUUCGUGCUCUCCGGCUCUCCGUUUUUCUCGUUUCUCCAGUCUCUCUCGCUCUUCUGGAUAACAGCUCUUCACUCCGAAUUCGACAUCGACGGCAGUGAGUCAUCUUCUUUUCGAUUUCGAUUCUCUUCUUUUUUCAGUUUCUUUUUUCCAUCCUUAUGCAUAUCUCUUUGUUGGAAUAUUCACUUUUCUCGAGAUGUUCAUCGACCUGACGCACGACGCUUUUGAUGGAAGAUUUGUGUUUGUCAGUUUCAAAAAUUAUUGUGUCUCACAAAGGAAUAGCCGAAUUCUCAGAUUCAAAAACCGAGAUUCUACAUAAAAACGACGUGUUUCAUCGCUUUCUCUGCGUGCUUCCCGCAAGUCGUUUUGAAUUGGCUUCAAUUUUUCAACCGCAAAACGUGCCACGCAUACGGUAAACACAAAAGAGUGUGAAAGGUGGCAAAGAAAAACAUAUUACAGUUCCACUGGUGGACGGAAUGUUCGAGUACACUUGCGCGUUCUCGAUGAUUUCGUACCACUUCAUAAACGCUCAGAUGCCGGUGCAAAUGUACAUCACUCCGACUGUAGAGGACGUCCGAAACGUGACGUCGUUCCCAAAAGACAUCUACAGUCCUGCGUUCCAAUCGGACAAAUCUGUGCAAUGCGAAAGUUUAGGCGGAAGUAGCUAG
Caenorhabditis sp. 36 PRJEB53466 is the source of this 1453-nucleotide messenger RNA. Lineage: Eukaryota; Metazoa; Nematoda; Chromadorea; Rhabditida; Rhabditidae. The record is from the annotation of a GenBank genome assembly.